AUGGCAAUUAAAAAUUUGUUUUUUACAGUUAUUUUAACCUUAAUUUAUUUAAAAGAAUCUACAGCUCAAGAAGUAAUUACCGAAGGAACAUGCUCAAAAAUCCACUACAACAAUGACAGUUACUACAAAAUCUACUGCUUCAAAGCCACUAAUAAUAAUACCCUUGCGAUAACCACCGAUAAAAAUGACACGAUCAUUUUAAGUAUAGAUCUCACAAGAGGCUACACAAACUAUUACAAGAUAAUCAAUAAUGGAAACGUGGAUAAUUCCCAGUUAUAUAGAGAAACGAACGUUUAUGAUAGAUGCUUAGCUAGUAAUGAAAAGGAAUCUUUUUGGAUAGAAGAACCUAAACAAAUGAUUGCAAUACCUUGUGAGAUUUCGCACGAUAUUAUACCUUAUUUGGGGAUAGAAACAAAAAAUUUUACCAUGCUUCUUAAGAGAAUAACAAUACGGCAAUCAGUUAUUUUCGUAAGGAACAACUAUCCAGAUCGAGAGUAG
Messenger RNA from Psylliodes chrysocephalus, 498 nucleotides. The record is from the annotation of a GenBank genome assembly. Lineage: Eukaryota; Metazoa; Arthropoda; Insecta; Coleoptera; Chrysomelidae.